AUGCAGUUCUCCAACCUGUUGCUGGCCAUCCUGCCAGCUCUGGCUCUUGCCGACGAAGGUGCUAGCACCUCGACCUACACCGCGACUACCACCCUCACCAAGACUCUGACGCUCUCGUCCGCGCACACCGUCACCUCAUCCGUCGCGGUGAACAGCACUACGCCCAUCUCCACGCCCACUUCCUCCUACACGAUGGUGUCUUCGUCCGAUCUCACCAGCCUUCCCGUGGAGACGAGCACGAGCUCUCCCGAGGAACCAUCCACUGUGCCUGACGAUGAUUCUGGCGCUGUCGGCGCCGUGUCCGCCGGCAAGGUCGUCCUGGCUGGUGUCCUGGGCAUGGUUGUUGUUGGCAUGAUGUAA
Emericellopsis cladophorae is the source of this 360-nucleotide messenger RNA. RefSeq lists its product as uncharacterized. The transcript has a single exon. The coding region runs from base 1 to 360 and encodes 119 amino acids. Lineage: Eukaryota; Fungi; Ascomycota; Sordariomycetes; Hypocreales; Bionectriaceae. The record is from RefSeq and is a predicted model, not a curated record.